AUGAGCGGAAAUAGCCAGGGGCAUUCGCUGGACGUUACUUCACCCCGAGGCAAUCCCUAUGCACAUCCGUCCGGUACCGGUUUCGGCAACCCAUACAGUCGUUAUCCGAUUGUCUCGGACAACGCAAACUACGGACAUGCACAUGCCCACACCGAACCGUCAUCCAACGAGCACGGGUUUCAUGCGGCUCAUUUAUCCGUCUCGGAGUUUGGCAGUCCAUCGUCGUCCCAUCACGGGGUCGCAUCGACCGCAAGCAGCAGCAACACUGGCAGCAAUACCAGUGCGCAUUACAUGGGUCACGCGACAGGAGUAUCGGAUCCGUACCAAUUGUACUCGCCUCAUUUGCGACAAACCUCGUCACACAUGCACCCGGCCUUGUCCCGUUCGAUGGAUCCACAACCACCCUCAAGCCAUAUGCAGCCUCACUCGGCUGCGGCAGCCGCGCAUCUGGCUCACUCCAUACAUGAAGUUUCGGGACUUGCUGCAGCCUAUCACGCGUACCACCAAUACCACCAACAGCAACAACAGGCUGGACGGCAUGGCCUUGGAAUUCCACCACCUAACACACCCACUCCAACACCGGGUGCCCAUGCACAUUAUCACAGUCUGUUGAACGCACAGUCACGUGGUUAUUAUCCGCCCCCUUCGGGAUUGGACGACCAAUUCUCCACACAUCGCGAACUCGGUCUCUAUACAGCGCAAACCGAACGGCGCGAUCCGAAAUCGGCCUAUUUGGCCGAAACAUAUCGAGAGUCCCAGGCGACUUCCGGUCGUUUUCUGUUCUAA
Messenger RNA from Echinostoma caproni, 786 nucleotides. The record is from the annotation of a GenBank genome assembly. Lineage: Eukaryota; Metazoa; Platyhelminthes; Trematoda; Plagiorchiida; Echinostomatidae.